UCGUGUGCAUCUACCAAUUCUGCCCUAUCAGUCAAAAUUGCACUACAUGCCCCACAGGCGUCUUUCCUCUUCCCUCCACGUAACCCCUCGUCCUUUCUAUUCAGGUCCCACGCGUUACCUAAAAGGGCCAAGAGUUAGAUCGUUCCCUGCACCCUCUCCACAACCACCGCGAGCGACUAGAAUGCCUGGCCCCGCCGUCAGAAGCCUAUGCCUCUCUCCACGGUCCACAUGAGCCGCGCGCACCACGCCCUUCCGCGUGCCCCGAGACUCGGAGCCGCUCAUCGCGCUCGCCACGCGCCGGCCGCCGGCUCAUCCCCGCCGUCCACGUCCAGGCCCGCGAGAUCCACGUCCGGAUACGGCUCCCGCCCUCGCUGUCACGUAUCCAGUCCAUCUACGGGCAAUCGGACGGCCACGGAGCGUUGUCUAACCUCUUUCCCCCCGUGGCCGCGCGUAUUAGAGGCGGCUCGCCGUCCCUGGCCCCCAGUUUCUUUUUGUUCUCUCCGGCGAGGGAAAUGAGCAGCGAGACGAGCAAGCGAGAUCAUGCACGGGAGCUCCUCGCCGCCGACAGGAAGUUGAUGACCGUGGCCCGCACAGCGCGACGACGCCGGCUCGAGGUCCGGCGGCUGGGACGUACUGCGUCUGCGGCUGCAGAGGACGAGGGCGCGAAGCGGGUGCGGCCGGCGCCGGACAGCUCCUCGGACUCGUCUGACUCCGCGAAGGUGGCGCCGGAGCCCCCCUUGGCGGCGUCUAGGUGCUCGGCGUGCGUGUCGCACGGGGCGGUGUCCGUGAUCGGGCGCCGGCGGGAGAUGGAGGACGCGGUGGCCGUCGCCGCGCCGUUCCUGGCCGAUACGGCGGCGGUGGAGGGGAGCGGCGACGUGGAGCACGGGGCAGGGGAAGAGGGCUUCUUCGCUGUGUACGACGGGCACGGCGGGUCCCGCGUGGCGGAGGCGUGCCGGUCGCGGAUGCACCUGGUGCUCGCAGAGGAGGUGCGGCUUCGUCGUCCGCGGCCUGAGGGCGGAGGGCAGGGUCGGGCCGUGGACAACGAGGCAGACGGCGCGCGGUGGAAGGAGGCCAUGACGGCCUGCUUCGCCCGGGUGGACGGCGAGGUCGGCGUCGACGACGGGACCGACACCGGCGAGCAGACGGUGGGCUCCACCGCCGUAGUGGCCGUGGUGGGCCCGCGCCGCAUCGUCGUCGCGAACUGCGGCGACUCCCGCGCCGUGCUCUCCCGCGGCGGCGUCCCCGUGCCGCUCUCCUCCGACCACAAGCCAGACCGACCUGACGAGAUGGAAAGAGUAGAAGCAGCUGGUGGCAAGGUCAUUAACUGGAAUGGAUACCGUAUCCUGGGAGUGCUCGCAACUUCUAGGUCAAUAGGAGACUAUUACCUGAAACCAUAUGUGAUAGCGGAACCAGAAGUUACCGUCAUGGACCGGACAGACAAAGAUGAGUUCCUCAUACUAGCAAGCGACGGCCUGUGGGAUGUCGUGUCCAAUGACGUCGCCUGCAAGAUCGCGAGAAAUUGCCUAAGUGGGCGUGCGGCCUCCAAGUACCCCGAGUCUGUCUCCGGGAGCACGGCGGCCGACGCCGCAGCACUGCUGGUGGAGCUCGCCAUGGCACGCGGCAGCAAGGACAACAUCAGCGUCGUUGUCGUCGAGUUGCGGCGACUGAAGAGUAGGGCAGCGGCGGUGAUCAAAGACAACCGCAGCUAGUACUAGCACUAGUGGUAAUGUAGGAGUGGCUGGCUGGAUGGGGAUGUCACAUUAUUCGAGCAGGGCGACAAGGAGAGAAGAGAGAAAGAAUUUGCGGCUGAAUUCGCUGGGAUGGUUGUAGUUUUAGAGGGCCCAGGGACGAUGUGACCACUGUUGAGUUGAGUGUGCUGUUUGUCGCCGUUGUAUUGCGUUGCGUUGGUUCUUUGGUUCUUCUAUAUGCUGAUGACUGACGUUCGGGGCGAAACGGCAAGAAAGAUAAGCUGCUUUCGUCAGUUCUGAUUUGAUCA
Hordeum vulgare subsp. vulgare (domesticated barley) is the source of this 1996-nucleotide messenger RNA. RefSeq names its product probable protein phosphatase 2C 8. The record is from RefSeq and is a predicted model, not a curated record. The transcript is spliced from 3 exons. Gene Ontology annotation, molecular function: cation binding; protein serine/threonine phosphatase activity. The coding region runs from base 513 to 1709 and encodes 398 amino acids. Gene Ontology annotation, cellular component: nucleus; cytosol. Lineage: Eukaryota; Viridiplantae; Streptophyta; Magnoliopsida; Poales; Poaceae. Gene Ontology annotation, biological process: protein dephosphorylation.